AUGAUUUUAUUAUUUAAACUACAACAAACAAAUGGUAAUGAUUGUGUAUGUGAAUGUUGUACAUCAGUAAAUUGUAAUCCUACAAGAGUUGGCUUUCGUCCUUUAUGGUAUUGUUCAGAAGCGACUACAUGUACACAAAGUUAUUGUAUUGAUUGGUAUCCUGACCGUUGUCCACGCCGAAAUGUAGCUGGUCAAACACGAGCAAUAUGUGUAUCUAAUGCUGAACGUAUACUACCGGCUUUAUUCAUUACAAUUGGUAUUAAUUUAAUUCUAUUAUUAAUUAAAGACAAACUUUAA
Molecule: messenger RNA, 297 nt
Organism: Rotaria sp. Silwood1
Lineage: Eukaryota; Metazoa; Rotifera; Eurotatoria; Philodinida; Philodinidae
Source: the annotation of a GenBank genome assembly